AAAAUAAUGAAAUGGCGGUGUUUGGUAUAGUUCCCCCUUCACUCCGCCGCUGAAACAACCUGUGGAGGCACUGUGCAGCCCUCUACCUGGCCCUGAUGGCACCCUGAUAGCCCUGCACACCUGUCCGGCCCUGUACCUGUGCGGGGCGCCAGACUGAUGCUGCAGUACGACCAACACGAGGGGGGAGCCUGACGUGAACACCAACACACACACCGGCACAAUGGGGAAGCUACCAUGCCUGUUGUUGGUGGCGAUGGCAGUGGUGGUGUUACCUGACCCAGUGCGCGGCGAGGCUUACUUCGAGACGCUGUACGAGAUGAUGGUGGACGCCAAGGACACACUGAAGGAGAUGGCCGGACACGUCAACCACGGCCUGGAGACGGUGGCCAAGACGGUGAAGUUCGUCGAGAGCUUCAUAGACUCAACGGUGGAGGAGGACUGUGUCUAUCGCUGUCACAAGAAUAAAGUGCCGAUCGGGAAUCCAAGUUACGUCCCCCAGGCUAACGGGUGUGGGUCCCUUGGGGUGUUCUUCGAGAGGGAGGACUUGCCGAGGCCGGAGAUGGUGGACUGCUGUAAUGACCACGAUGUAUGCUAUGACACAUGUGGUUCAGACAAGGAGGACUGCGAUAGGAAGUUUAAAAGGUGUUUGUAUAGCAUCUGCGACGUCAACCGGAAGGAUAUGAACUUUGUGAACGAGAAGAAGUGCAAGGGUGGCGCCAAGAUGCUGUACAUGGCAACGAUGGCGCUCGGAUGCACGGCUUAUAAGGAUGCGCAGAGGGAGUCCUGUCUCUGUGUGGACGUGAAGGAUAUUCCUGAGGCGCGGAAUGAGUUGUAGAAAAAAGUAAGAAAGUAAAUGAAAAAAUAACAGAGUGAGACCUACCUACCUCUGUGUGACCCCCAAAUACAUUACUAACAGGGUGGAAUGAGUUAUAAGAAGAGAGAAAUAAAGGAAAACAGGAGUGUAAGACCUAGUUCCUGACGGGUAGAGUGAGUUGUGAGUAAAGUAACAAAACAGACGAUAAAUAGGAGACCAAGAGAGUGAAAGACGGUGAAGGGAGUGUCAUUACCAAGGCAAAAAAAAAACCUACCAAGAAAAGGAAGGAAAAUGAGGCUUAAUAGAAGACCCAGGCAGUGAAGGACCAUAUCAGGGAGUGCCAAAGGAGGCUCAAACUUCCGACCUUUAACCGAACUGAUCUCUGUCGUCGUUAGUGAGGCAAAAAGGUUAUGUUGAUGUGCAGUGAAAGCCAAGAUACUCAACGUAACUGUCCUAGACGCCAGUUCAUAGUUCCUAGGCGGCUUCAUCAAACAUAACUGGCUGCUAUUCCUCUUGUUUCAUGCUGUUUUGACAAUACUCAUGAAUCACAGGAAUUUCAAUGGUAUUCUGGUUGUGUGUAUGUGUGGGUGUUUUCCCUGUAUAAGUUUGGGCGAGUUGAUUCUUGCUACCAAACUCACACACACACAAAUAUAUACACAUCUCACCUUUCCUAUGGGGGAGUGAUGCAUAACAUUGUAUUCUCCGAGCCAGUGAUGGGAGAGCAGAUCAAUGUCGCAAACUAUGUGUUACGCUUCCAGAAUGUUCUUGUCCGUUCUAGCGCAGGUUAAAAAAAGGGUUGUCUGUGUUAUGCUUCUGGUAAUUUCCUUGUCCGUUGCAGCAAAACAGGGGCAGUAAGUGUGUUUGUUAGGCCACCAGAAUGUUCUCGUCCGGUCCAACAGAGUCCAAUAGGGUGUCUUGUGUUUCAGAAUGUUCUUGUCCGUUCCAACACAGGAUAAAAAAAAGGAGUUUGUGUUAUGCUUCUGGAAUUUUCUUGUCUGUUGCAGCAAAACAGGGGCAGUAAGUGUGUUUGUUAGGCCACCAGAAUGUUCUCGUCCGGUCCAACAGAGUCCAAUAGGGUGUCUUGUGUUCCAGAAUGUCCUUGUCCGUUCCAACACACGAUCAGAAAAGGAGUGUCUGUAACGCUUCUGAAAUUUUCUUGUCCAAUACAGUGUAGUCGAAAGAGGAGGCCAUGUGCUAUGCUUGCAAAAUGUUAUAGUUUGUUGAAGAAAGGUGACAAAAAGUGUGUGUUGCUUGCAGAAUGUCCUUGUCCGUUUCAACACAGGAUCAAAAAAGGAGUUUGUGUUAUGCUUCUGAAGUUUUCUUGUCCAAUACAGUAUAGCCAAUAAAGGAGGAUAUGUGCUAUGCUCCCAAAAUGUUAUUGUUUGUUGAAGAAAAGGGACAAAAAGUGUGUGUGUUGCUUGCAGAAUGUCCUUGUCCGUUUCAACACAGGAUCAAAAAAGGAGUUUGUGUUAUGCUUCUGAAAUUUUCUUGUCCAAUACAGUAUAGCCAAUAAAGGAGGCCAUGUGCUAUGCUCCCAAAAUGUUAUUGUUUGUUGAAGAAAAGGGACAAAAAGUGUGUGUGUUGCUUGCAGAAUGUUCUCGUCCAAUCCAACACAGAAUCAAAAAGUGUCCUGUGUUCCAGAAUGUUCCUCUCUGUUAAUAAAGGGUGUCAUGUGUAAUGCUUCUAGUUCAUUGCAGUACAGGGACGAAAAGGGUAUCCGUGUUGCUUGCAGAGUGUUCAUAUCCGUUCCAACACAGAAUCCAGUAGGGCGUCAUGUGUUCCAAAACGUUCCUAUCAGUUCCAACUUAAGAUCAAUGGGAUGUCAUCUGUAACGCGUCCAAAAUGUUCUAGUUCAUUGCAGUACAGGGACGAAAAGGAUAUCCGUUCCAACUCAGAAUCCAGUAGGGCGUCAUGUGUUCCAAAACGUUCCUAUCAGUUCUAACUUAAGAUCAAUGGGGUGUCAUCUGUAACGCGUCCAAAAUGUUCUAGUUCAUUGCAGUACAGGGACGAAAAGGAUAUCCGUUCCAACUCAGAAUCCAGUAGGGCGUCAUGUGUUCCAAAACGUUCCUAUCAGUUCUAACUUAAGAUCUAUGGGGUGUCCUCUGUAACGCUUCCAAAAUGUUCUAGUUCACCGCAGUACAGGGACGAAAAGGAUAUCCGUUCCAGCUCAUAAUCCAGUAGGGCGUCAUGUGUUCCAAAACGUUCCUAUCAGUCCCAACUUAAGAUCAAAAACGAUGUCCUCUGUAACUCGUCCAAAAUGUUCUAGUUCACCGCAGUACAGGGACGAAAAGUGUGUCUUGUGUUGCUUCCAGAAUGUCCACAGAGUCAACAAGCUGUCCAUGUAUUUAGUUCUGCUUGACAAGGGUUGGCAAUACUGUUCACUGAGCCAUGUCGUACGUCCAUGGUGCUGUCGAGAUCAUAUCGGAGGAGUCUUUCAGUAUUUAUUUGCAGCUAACUGUUUGUGCCUUGUGGUGUCCUCGGGUGUGUAAAUAAAGUGUCAGGUAUAUA
Molecule: messenger RNA, 3322 nt
Organism: Eriocheir sinensis (Chinese mitten crab)
Lineage: Eukaryota; Metazoa; Arthropoda; Malacostraca; Decapoda; Varunidae
Product: group XIIB secretory phospholipase A2-like protein
Exons: 2
Coding region: 221-835 (204 amino acids)
Biological process (GO): phospholipid metabolic process; lipid catabolic process; arachidonate secretion
Cellular component (GO): extracellular region
Molecular function (GO): A2-type glycerophospholipase activity; calcium ion binding
Source: RefSeq, a predicted model, not a curated record